CGCUUUAGAGAACUUCAGCGGUGUUGACCGAGUAGUUUGAGGGGAUUAAGCUUUAAAUAACGCCGAGGCUUUUUAUAUUAUCCCGCGGUUACAGAUUAAACCCGAGGUUAUGCUUUGUUUUCGGAGGUUUUCAGUGACUACGCGACAAUAAUGAGCUUGAUGGAAAUCAGCGAGAACGUGAAGCUGGCCAGAGAGUACGCCUUGCUGGGGAAUUACAGCUCGGCUGUAGUCUGCUAUCAGGGGGUGCUGGAGCAGAUCAGGAGGUACAUCCUCUCUGUGAGAGAAGCAAUUGUGCAGCAGAAAUGGCAGAAGGUUUGGCAGGAGAUAAAUGAGGAGAACAAGCAUGUGAGGGACAUCAUGACCACGCUGGAGAGCUUCCAGCUGGACAACGCCCCUUCCAAGCCCAGCAGUUUCAGCCAAGAGUGCGACAUCUUGCCUGUUCAUGUCGAACAUAGGUCGUCUCCUUGUGCAGUACGCAAGGCCCCGGCGGCUUAUAAAGACGCCAAAGCUCACGGCAGCAGACUGAGCGCCGGGCCGCGCUCUCAACACCGACAAUCACCACGCCUCGUCAACGGCGAUCGAGGAAAACCACCAAAGGGAAAAGAGAAGAAGGAAAACACACCGAAGCAGAAAGAUGACAAGAACAAAGCCGAGGCGUCCGAGCCGGAGGUGAAGAGGUUCGACAGAGGAGGAGAAGACAAGGACCUGAUUGAGGCAUUGGAGCGAGACAUCAUCUCCAAAAACCCCAACGUGAAGUGGGAUGACAUUGCUGAUCUGAAGGAAGCGAAGAAGCUCCUGAAGGAGGCGGUGGUUCUGCCCAUCUGGAUGCCCGAGUUCUUUAAGGGAAUCCGGCGUCCGUGGAAGGGUGUGCUGAUGGUCGGCCCUCCCGGGACAGGAAAAACUCUGCUUGCGAAAGCUGUAGCUACAGAAUGUCGGACCACCUUCUUCAACGUCUCCUCCUCUACGCUCACCUCCAAAUACAGAGGCGAGUCAGAGAAACUUGUGCGCCUGCUGUUCGAAAUGGCCAGGUUCUACGCUCCCACAACCAUCUUCAUCGACGAGAUCGACUCCAUAUGCAGCCGCAGGGGAACUUCAGAAGAGCACGAAGCCAGCAGACGAGUCAAAGCGGAACUUCUCGUGCAAAUGGACGGUGUCGGAGGGCCAUCUGAUAAUGACCCUUCUAAGAUGGUGAUGGUCUUAGCAGCCACUAAUUUCCCCUGGGACAUCGACGAAGCCCUGAGACGCCGGCUGGAGAAAAGGAUCUACAUCCCGCUGCCUACAGCGAAGGGACGGGCCGAGCUGCUGAAGAUAAACCUGAAGGAGCUGGAGCUGGCUAACGAUGUGGAUAUGGAGAAGAUCGCAGAGCAGAUGGAGGGAUAUUCAGGUGCCGACAUCACCAUCGUCUGCAGAGACGCUUCCCUGAUGGCUAUGAGGCGGCGGAUCGAGGGUUUGAGCCCAGAGGAGAUCCGUAACAUUUCCCGAGACGAGAUGCACAUGCCCACGACCAUGGAGGAUUUCGAGACGGCCCUGAAGAAGGUGUCCAAAUCCGUCUCUGCAGUCGACCUGCAGAAAUACGAGAAGUGGAUGGCCGAGUUCGGCUCCUGCUGACGCGUCCCGACGCCAUCGUCUGGGGUAACUGGGCAGUUUGUUCCUUUUAAGCCUUGCACUUCUCCCCCAACGCUACAGUGAAUUGGGCUGGAGCUCGUUUCUGAGCCACACAAAAGAAACUCGUCAAAUCUGUUGCAUUUCCAAGAUCCUAAAUGAUUUCAGUGACAAAUUUGGAUAAUUACACAUCAUCAGAAAAGCAGUUUUUUUUUUUUUUUUUUUUUUUUUAAAGAAACAACAAAUUGCACCUUCAUCAUUUCAGCGCUUAGAAAUACAAAAAUUCAGUCACUUUAUUAGCGAUCGCUGUGGUUCACGUAGCAGACGAGGAUCCGUUAUAUGCCGUAGGGGCGAGAUUUAAUAAAUAAGUAAAUAAAAUAACCAGGCAGGUGCUUCGGACAAACAACAAAGACGACAAACGAGCACGCAGUCGUUUUGUUAAAGUCAGAUUUAUUUUAAUUGUCUUCACAUACCAAAUAUUUUAUAAUGCACAAGAACACUUUGUUUGUUUGUUUUUUAAAUUACACGACAUUCAUUCAAGGUGCCGCCUCGAUUUGUCGCAUUUCAAUUAGUGGCCUUUUUCCUAGCAAAUUAGUGUCUCUUUUUCAGUUUUGUUUUUUAAACACAGGAUUCAUUUUGUGUCUUUCCUUUUGUAAUUGACCUGACAAUGUGAUGUUUAUGAAGGUGAUAAUAAUAAAAAUGAAAAUCUUA
Tachysurus vachellii is the source of this 2313-nucleotide messenger RNA. RefSeq names its product katanin p60 (ATPase containing) subunit A 1 (gene katna1). The record is from RefSeq and is a predicted model, not a curated record. The transcript is spliced from 11 exons. Lineage: Eukaryota; Metazoa; Chordata; Actinopteri; Siluriformes; Bagridae. Gene Ontology annotation, cellular component: microtubule cytoskeleton. Bases 151 to 1608 code for a protein of 485 amino acids. Gene Ontology annotation, biological process: microtubule severing. Gene Ontology annotation, molecular function: microtubule binding; microtubule severing ATPase activity; ATP hydrolysis activity.